Messenger RNA from Tachysurus vachellii, 4636 nucleotides. It is a transcript of the gene emc1, whose product is annotated as ER membrane protein complex subunit 1. Gene Ontology annotation, molecular function: protein binding. The record is from RefSeq and is a predicted model, not a curated record. NCBI's taxonomy places the organism in Eukaryota, Metazoa, Chordata, Actinopteri, Siluriformes, Bagridae. Gene Ontology annotation, cellular component: EMC complex. Gene Ontology annotation, biological process: protein folding in endoplasmic reticulum.
CUGCUGCAAUGGCUGUCUUUCUAGCUAGGUUAUUUAUAUCUUUAUAUUUAUUAUGUUUUGCUGGAGCCGUUUUCGAAGACCAAGUGGGAAAAUUUGAUUGGAGACAGCAGUUUGUUGGUGAGGUCCGUUAUGCUCUCUUUGAUUCAAGUCAUUCCCAGGCAUCUAAAAAGCUUCUGGUUGCAACAGAAAAGAAUAUUUUUGCCUCCCUCAAUUCCAGGACUGGAGAGCUUUUCUGGAGACAUGUGGACAAGCUUGGGCCAGAGGGACACAUAGAUACACUUCUGGUUCAUGGGCAAGAUGCCAUCGUUGUUGUCGGGAAUGGCCGUCUUCUGCGUUCCUGGGAGAGCAACUUCGGUGGCCUGAAUUGGGAGACUGUGCUCGAUACCGGAAGCUUCCAGUCUGCUGCUUUUGUCGGAGUGCAGGAUCUGGUGAAGUAUGUGGCCGUGCUUAAGAAAUCUGCCAUCUCUCUGCAUUAUCUCUCCAAUGGCCACCAGAAAUGGGUAGAAAAUCUCCCAGACAGUGACACUGUUGAAUAUCAGAUGUUGUAUUCUGGAGGAAAUGGACCGCACUUCAUUCUGGGUUUAGUCCCCAAUUCUCAUCUAGUCAUUAUUGAAUAUAACAUUGAAGAUGGAGAAAUUAUGAAACAGAAAGCAGUAGAUGCUCCAUGGCUGAGCAGCUUACAGUCCAGCUGUGUGGUGGUCGGUGCCGGAAUGCUUCUGUGUGUUGACCCGAGCACAGAGUCCAUGUACACCUUGCCGCUGCAAUCUGAGGAACAGCCGGCAGCGACCCAGAUCCCACUUCAGACUGUGGGCCUAGAGGUGGUUUCAGGGUUUCAGCCACAUUUAAUCUCCACUCAGCCUCACCCUGCACGUCCUCCCCUGCCUGAAUUCUUCCUGCAGCUCGGCCCGGAACACCACGCCCUGCUGCGGCUUAACGAUGGCACCGUUACCCUUCUCAGAGACUUUAACCCGUCAUACCUGGUUGCUUUUGCAAAUACCGGAGAAAAGACAGUCGCUGCUGUUAUGUCACCAAAAAAUGAAACUGUAAGUAAAGCAUCAAAAAGUGACAAAUUUUUUAAUAGCAAUUUUUGUCAUUUUUAUUGUAAUUUUUUUUUAUGUUAUUUUAAGGCAUGCACUAUCAACCUGUACAGUGCUGAUGCAGGGAGGAGGCUCCUUGAUACCUCAGUCACUUAUUUUCUGGAUCCUAAUGGUGGAAAGCCAACUAGGUUGUAUGUCAACGCUUUCCUGAAGAAAGAUGACUCUGUGGGCUACAGGGUGAUGGUACAAACCGAAGAUCUGGUUCUGUCCUUCCUACAGCAGCCUGGCCGGGUAGUGUGGACUAGAGAGGAGGCCCUCGCUGAUGUGGUUACUAUGGAGAUGGUGGACUUGCCACUUACUGGAACCCAAGCAGAACUAGAGGGCGAAUUUGGAAAGAAAGCUGAUGGGCUUUUAGCCAUGGUUUUAAAGCGACUCUCGUCCCAGCUCAUCCUUCUGCAGGCCUGGAUCAGCCAUCUGUGGAAACUCUUCUACGACGCCCGAAAGCCUCGCAGCCACGUGAAGAACGACGUCACUAUUGAAACCUUGUCUCGGGAUGAGUUCAACCUGCAAAAGAUGAUGGUGAUGGUGACUGCCUCAGGGAAGCUUUUUGGCAUUGACAGUAAGUCUGGGACCAUUUUGUGGAAGCAGUACUUGGAGAAUGUCAAGCCCAAUUCGGUUUUCAAACUGAUGGUGCAGAGGACAACUGCUCAUUUUCCUCAUCCGCCACAAUGCACUCUGCUCAUUAAAGAUAAGGACACAGACCUGGGAACCCUCCAUGUCUUCAAUCCUAUCUUUGGCAAAAAGAGCCAUAUCAGUGUUCCAGUUUUAUCCAGACCUGUCCUUCAGUCCCUGCUGCUGCCCAUAAUGGAUCAGGAUUAUUCCAAAGCCCUUCUCCUGAUAGAUGAUCAGUAUAAGGUUACUGCUUUCCCAUCCACCAAGAACGUCGUGCAGCAACUGCAGGAGAUGGCGUCUUCCAUUUUCUUCUACCUUGUGGACUCCAGUCUGGGGAAACUAUCUGGUUUCCGCCUACUUAAAGAUCUGUCCACUGAGCUUAUCUGGGAGGUGGUCAUCCCCACGGAGGUGCAGAAAAUAGUGGAAGUGAAAGGCAAGCGUGCUAAUGAGCACGUCCACUCCCAGGGACGAGUCAUGGGGGACCGCAGUGUGCUUUAUAAGUACCUGAACCCCAACCUGCUUGCAGUGGUAACUGAAAGCACAGACACCCAUCAGGAACGCAGUUUUGUGGGGAUAUUUCUCAUCGACGGCGUGACUGGCCGUAUUGUGCAUGAAGCUGUGCAGAGGAAGGCACGAGGGCCUGUUCACUUUGUGCACUCAGAGAACUGGGUAGUGUAUGCGUACUGGAACACAAAGUCUAGGAGGAACGAGUUCUCUGUACUCGAGCUCUUUGAGGGAAUGGAGUUGUAUAACAGCACAGUGUUCAGCUCUUUGGAUAGACCUCAUCCACCUCAGGUUCUGCAGCAAUCCUACAUAUUCCCUUCUCCUAUAAGCACUCUAGAGGCCACGCUUACAGAGAAGGGCAUCACCAGUCGUCACCUACUGGUGGGACUCCCAUCAGGAAACAUCCUGUCUUUACCAAAGAUGUUUCUGGACCCACGAAGACCAGAAGUGGCCUCAGAACAGAGCCGAGAGGAAAAUCUAAUACCAUAUUCUCCUGAAAUGCCAAUACGCUCCGAGUGGUUUAUUAACUACAACCAAACUGUGUCAAGAGUGAGAGGUAUCUACACUGCCCCGUCUGGCCUGGAGUCUACAUGCCUGGUGGUUGCGUAUGGCCUCGAUAUCUACCAGACCAGAGUUUAUCCUUCCAAACAAUUUGAUGUCCUUAAAGAUGAUUAUGAUUAUGUACUGAUCAGCAGUGUACUUCUGGGUCUGUUCUUCGCUACGAUGAUCAGCAAGCGGCUGGCAGAAGUAAAGUUACUUAAUCGUGCCUGGCGAUAAACCACAACUGUUUGCCGUGAUAGCUCACUCUUUUAAUUUAAGCCUUGUGAUCGACACACUGAUGACAGAAGAUCAGCUGAUGUCCAUGUUAGACUGCAAGAUUACUGUAAGCAUCAUGAAAGACAACUGAUAGCAGAAUUGUGUUUUUUUUUUUGUUUGUUUUUUUAAAACUUAGAAUCUUUAAUGCAAGAAAGAUGUAAAUAGCGUUUCCCCGCUCCAUUAUGCAGUUAAUUCUUAAAUUAUUUAAAUGUAAAUUUAGACCCACUUUCUAUGUUUACUGAACAACAACUAAGGUAACAAUAAUGCAAGGAAUUCAUGCAAAUUCAUUCAAAUAAUGUUUGUGUGCUAAUGUUAGACAAUUCACAUGACGUCUAGCUCUUAACAAAUAAAAAUGAGCUUAAAAGGUAGACUCUACUGUUUGUUACUUUUACAGGUAGUCUUUUUGCUACAUUCUAAUCGUGCUUUUUAAUUCUAGUCUACCUUUUAAACUGAUGCUUGGGUACUGUAGAAUUUUUUUUAUUAAUGAAAAAAGGCAUAAAAGAAGAGGAAUUUCAACCAUUUGUGAGAGAAUGAAUUAUAUUUGGAAGGCCGAGAUAGUAAAUAAAAAUGUUUUGCUGUAGGAAGAGGGAGUAUGUUGAGGAAAAAAAAAAAGCGAGAGAGAAGACAACAAUGAACAAACAACCAUCUGAACUAUAUGCUGAAGUUUUGCAGUUUCUCUUUCUGCAGUUUUACUUUGUUUAUUUUAAACUUGGUUUUAGUUGACACUGCGGUUGUUGUGGUUAGCACCAGGGUCCAUGAUUCUGAGCUCAGGUAUCUGUCUAUAAUGUGAAGUUUUGCAUGUUGUCCACGUUCGCAUCAGUUUCUUCUGGGUUCACACCCACCUCUCAAUACCAUGGUGGUAGGUGGGUUGGCGACAGUAAAAGCCCUAAGUGUGAAUGCAUGUUCAUGGUGCACAGUGAUGGACGGCUGUACCAUGCAGAGUGAAUUCCUGUUGAAAUCCUCUAACUGCCUUUUGUAGUUCAAACUAAGUCAAUCUAAAGAAUCGACAUGAAAUGAUGUGAAACUUGCAACUGAAGAGAAUCCCAAGUAUCGCUCUUGGAGAAACACUGACUAUUUUUAGUUGAGAUGCAUUAAACUGGCUAAUUGUAUAUCUUUUUUUUAACAACCAUGCUGUCUUAACACUUGUUUUAUUUUAUUUAUUAUUAUUUUUUGUGUCGCCGCCACAGCUACCUAAUUUUGUUCAAUUUUUUUAAUCACCAACCAAUAUUUUUUGAGUACCGUGUGUCUGUGUGUGUGUUUUCUCUUAGUGCAUUGAAUAACUGUUCUUUCAUUCAUGCUUUUUGUGUGUAUGUAAUUUUAAAGAAUACAAAAGUCAUUUACUAAAUUAAUCUCCAUCCCUAAAUGUUGAUAAAUAAAGUGAUCUCAAACCUGACCAUGUAUCACUGUUUAUUAGACACAUCUAGCAAAUGUUAGCAGAUAUUAUGAAAAUACUUUUAUAAAAUAUAUCUAGAAUAAGAUAAUGGCUCUCAAACAUGUCUAUUUCUUUUUGUUCAGUAAGUGAGUCAUCUGCACAAAUGAUGCCAUAGUGGACAUUUAAAAAGUUGUGCAAAAAAAUAAAUAUAUAAAACCGUUACUGGCUAAAUGUG